Messenger RNA from Ruditapes philippinarum (Manila clam), 1187 nucleotides. RefSeq names its product ryncolin-4-like. The coding region runs from base 1 to 789 and encodes 262 amino acids. The transcript has 2 exons. NCBI's taxonomy places the organism in Eukaryota, Metazoa, Mollusca, Bivalvia, Venerida, Veneridae. The record is from RefSeq and is a predicted model, not a curated record.
AUGCGGUCCAUAGGAGCCUCUGUAACAUUCGGAUGCAACCAAAUGUACAUUGCAACAUUUCAGGCAACAGGAGCGACUUGUCUGGCAAACGGAACAUGGUCUCACAAACUCGAUUGUGAAGAAGAUGCUGAUGAUAAUAAAACUUGUUGUACACUUCUUUCGGGAGAUUGUCAGGAUAUACAAACUAUAAACAAGACAGCAGGAACUGGGGUGUUUAAAAUUUAUCCAACGGGAAGCGAUGGCUUCAUGGUUCGUUGUGACAUGGACACGCCACCUGGCGGCUGGACUGUGUUUCAGCACAGAGAAUCAAAUAGCGAUUUCCUACAGAACUGGGAGGCAUAUAAGGAAGGGUUUGGUCAGUUGGCUAAUAAUUUUUGGUUAGGGAAUGAUAAGAUAUGGAAACUUACAAGCAGUGGUCAGUACAAACUACGAGUUGAUCUCAUUGAUCAGCAAGGCUUAGAGGGAUAUGCGGAAUACAGUUCAUUUUCAAUCGGAAAUGAGGCGACAAAAUAUGUCUUGAAUAUCGCGGCGCAUAAUGGAACAGCAUCGGACAGUUUAGUUGAGAGACAUGACGGAAUGAUGUUCAGCACAUUUGACCAGGACAACGACAAAUUUACUGGUAAUUGUGCGAAAAUUUUUGAAGGAGGUUGGUGGUAUCGUAGCUGUCAGUCAUCGAAUUUAAACGGACCGUAUGGGGAUGGCGAUUGUAAUCACGGAAUGACGUGGAAAGAUUGGAGACAUAAAUGUGUCUUUAUGAAAUUUACUGAAAUGAAAAUACGUCGGAAGUAGGAUGGACAUUUUUAACUGUCAAGCAUUGUGUGUUUAAAUUUGAAAAUUAAGUUAUUAAAGCUUCUAUUUCUUUAAAUCAAACUUUAAUAAGUGUAUGGAAAAGGUGCAGCAUGGCAUGAGAAGGCCUGAUACAAAGAAAGCAUUGUUAUAAAUGCUUAAUUUUCUUACCUUAACCAAUUUAUCCGGGCAGCAAUUGAUGAAGUAUUUCAGUAAAAUGUUGUUUUUAUUCUAACAUACUUAUUAAACAAGAUAAACAAAUAAUAAGGACAGACAAACCGCGCAUUAUUAAAAGACGAUGCACUAAAUAAUAAUUUAUAUUUUCAUAAUAACAUGUUCUAAAGGUAGAAAAUAUAGUAAUACAAAAUACUGUAAAGAUCUUAUUCAAUUUUGUACAUAAU